Messenger RNA from Nymphaea colorata (pocket water lily), 1510 nucleotides. RefSeq lists its product as uncharacterized. The transcript has 2 exons. The coding region runs from base 99 to 1205 and encodes 368 amino acids. The record is from RefSeq and is a predicted model, not a curated record. NCBI's taxonomy places the organism in Eukaryota, Viridiplantae, Streptophyta, Magnoliopsida, Nymphaeales, Nymphaeaceae.
CUCUUCCUUUUUUCCCAUCUACGAGCGACGACUACUUUCCUAUCGUCUUGUUCCUGCAUUUGAAUCUCCGUGUCUGUCUUCUGCCUCUGCAUUUCUCUAUGAUGGAGACGCCAUCCUCCACAAGACGUGUGACAAGGUCUCAGUCUGCCUCCUUGCUGAAUAGCGCGUCCAAGCUUAGCAAGGGAGGAGAUGGGUGCUCGAGAUCAAGAAGCCACAGAGCUGAUCGGCUUGCGCUUCUUGACAUCACCAACGAUUCGCCCAUUGCCGGAGUGACGACGAUCGCAGGCGAGAAUAAGACGCCUUUGUCGAGAAGGAAGACCAUCCCUAGAGCCGGCCCGGGCAAUACGCCUUGCUCCGGUGAGACGCUUCUCCGCUGCCAAGUGAAAUCGCUAUUGCAGAGAGUUGAGGAAGAAUCCGAGUUUCCAAAACUCGAGACCCAUUACCUGCAGCUGCAGAAGCUAUGUUUGGCAGGCAAAUGUUUGAUUUCACCGGCGGGUCUAUUGGCGCCGACACCUGCGAAUACACCUGAGAUCUUUUGCAAUCCACAGUUGGAGAACAAAUCCGUGCCGAAGGGCGAAGUGGGUCUAUCUUUUUUCGCUUCUGAAGCAUUUCAUCUUCCUGAGGUACUUGAUGUCCUACACGUGGAGAAGGUGAAGCCGAUUGAGAGCCCAAUCACCAGAGCCUUAACUUUUGAUUCACCUGAAAAGUCAGAAACCGUUGCUUCUGUUAACGCUACUGCAAUUGCUACCCCUUCCCUUGACUUGUCUUACCAAGAGAACUGCACUCAAGAAAAGACUGCAGACGAUGACAAUGCCUCAGAAUGGUCUACUCAUGUAAACAUAAGUUCCCCACGAUCCACAGCGGUAGACGAGGAUGAAGAUGAAUUUGCAGAGGUUGAAGAUAAAGAAGAAGAUGCUGAGGAUGAAGAAGAUGAAUUCGAGGAAUGCAAUGAGAUCGAUGACGAUUUAUGCGACGAGUUAUGCAGGGAAUUGAGCAAGAUAUGCGUGCAGGAGCCACGGGAGGGGCUUCCUCAAUUCACAGGAACUCAUACCAGAUUCCAUUACAACAGUGAUGAUGAGAUAGAGGAGGAGGAAGUUGUAGUGGGGGCUACCUCUCCUAAUGUGCUUCAUCUCAAGGGCCUGCCCACUCCAAAAGGAAAACAUCUGCGCUUUCCUGAUGAAGAAGAUGAAACAUCACGAAGUUGAGCACUGAACCAUAUAUAAACUACUGGGGAGUGCCAUCUUGACACUCUCUCAACUGGGGGAUUAAGUGGGACUCUGCAAUUCUUUCUUUCCUGCUUGGCCAUUAGGUCUAUUUUUUUGGCAGUCAUUUCCCUUUAGCCUAACGAAGAAACUCUCUCUCUCUCUCUCUCUCUCUCUCUCUUGUUUGCUUUGUUGUCCUUGAAGAUAUGAUUCUAGGAGGCAUUCUUUUUUGCUGUUUAUGACUUCUUUGUGUUGGUGUUAUAAACUUGGGUUUUUAAUGAAGUCCCAAGUGGAAACAGUUGGUUUCA